CUCCCGAAUUAAACAUUAGACCGAUAACCGAUGAGUUUUCCUGGAUAAUUCUGAGACUGCGGAGUUAUAUAAAGCGUGUUUUAGAGCCGCGCUGAGGAUGAGGAUGGUCUGCGCCGAGGGAAGAUGGCGGCGAGCGGACCCGUGAUCAGAUUAUCUGCGCGUGUCUGAGUUCGGCUCGGUUCUGUCGGUGUGUGUCGGGAGGCAUGUCGGACUCUGAGGAGGAGACCCAGGAGCGGCAGCUGAAGAUCGUGCUGCUGGGAGACGGAGCGUCGGGGAAGGUAGGAAACUAUCGUCCAGUAGUUCUCUCUACGGCUGAAAUGAUCUUUAAACGUGUUUUUACUCGUGUUGAAGGAAACCUGAAUGUGACGCUGCAGGUGUGGGACAUCGGAGGACAGACUAUUGGAGGAAAAAUGCUCGACAAAUACAUCUACGGAGCACAGGGCGUGCUCCUGGUGUAUGACAUCACUAACUCUCAGAGUUUUGAGAAUCUUGAAGAUUGGCUGAAAAUGGUGAGAAAAGCCAACGAAGAGUCCGACACCCAGCCGGCGAUAUCACUGAUCGGAAACAAGAUUGAUCUGGAGCACAUGCGGACAGUAAAGAUGGAGAAGCAUCAGCGAUUCUGUCAGGAAAACGGACUCAUCAGUCAGUUUGUGUCUGCAAAGACGGGAGACUCUGCGUUUCUGUGUUUCCAGCGGCUGGCAGCUGAGAUGUUGGGCAUGAAGCUGAAUAAGGCUGAGAUGGAGCAGUCACAGCACGUGGUUAAAGCAGACAUAGUGAACUACAGUCAGGAGUCGGUGGCUCAAGCCGUCAACCCUCCACGCAGCUCCAUGUGUAACAUACAGUGAUCAUCGUCUCUGUCUCGCUCGCGUCUGUGGUCUGAAAGUGUCCUGUUUGAUGCAGACGGACUCUGAACUCUGCGUAACGGACACACGGAUCCUGCUUUAUACUGUCCUCCCUCUUUCUUUGAUGUUUAUUUGCCAAUUAGACAUUGUUACUAAAAAAUCUUUAAUGUGUGCAAGUACCAGAGCUUUACCUUGUAAAUCUUUGCUUGUGUAAGUCGAGACAGAUGGAUGACGGAUCAUCAUAGAGGAUUGUUGUGUGUAAAUGCCUCUGGAGUUCGUUCAGCUGAGAACAAGCCGAGAUCUCACAUCUGCGGGAGAAUUCACUCGCACCGACGGAGAACUGACUUCCUCCAGAGCAGACUGUGUGUGAGUGUGUGUGAGUGUGUGUGAGUGUGUGUGAGUGUGUUUGUUGGUUUGUGCGAGCGUGAGUGUUUUCAUUUCCACGGGAUCCUCUACUUAGAGAAGUUUCAUUAUAUGACCUCUGGAUAUUUCUGUUUAAAUACUGGAUGUAUUUGUAAACUCAAGCCUGUCCAGGUGUUGUAGAGCGCUGUACUGUUUAGGAAUAAAUGUCACGACACACGUUGACUUGGAUGUCUGUUUUUUUUCUCUUCGCUCUCCAUCAUCUUCAUUGCUCUGGAAAAGUAAAAUAUGUCUUUUCCAAAUCCCACGGUCAGAAGAUGUAUUAAUGCGGAGGAGGAUGUAGACAUGUGGUCAGGAAUAUUGUCCAAUAUUAAUAUCAUUCAAAUGUCUGCCUGUAAUUUACUGAAACGUGAUGCCAGUGAGUAAUUGCGCCUGAAAUAGUCUCCUCUUGACAGCACUUACACACGAGCUGUUCAGAACGAGUCCAGCGCUCAUCACUUCAUCUGAUGGGGAAUUAAUAUACGCUCCAAACUUCAGUGUCCAUGUGGUCAACGUUUCAUUUGUUUCACACGAUCAGUCGGUUAAGACGGGAAACAUUUGACCUUCACUAAGAGAGAAAGAAACAUGUUAACUGCACUGCAAAAUAAAUUAUUAUAGUAGCUAUCAUAGAUGCAUCUUUAUAACGUUUUUGCACUGGAUAAAGGUGCGUUCACACCUAAAACGGUAGCUAUAUUAGCGUCCACACCAAUGCACAAUAAUGUUUACUAUAAGUGUGCUGUAGUUUUAUCAUCUGCCGCUUUAUAUGCUGGAACUCUGUAAACUUU
Molecule: messenger RNA, 2026 nt
Organism: Sinocyclocheilus anshuiensis
Lineage: Eukaryota; Metazoa; Chordata; Actinopteri; Cypriniformes; Cyprinidae
Product: ras-related protein Rab-28-like
Exons: 6
Coding region: 204-845 (213 amino acids)
Molecular function (GO): GTP binding; GTPase activity
Source: RefSeq, a predicted model, not a curated record